Molecule: messenger RNA, 1538 nt
Organism: Scomber scombrus (Atlantic mackerel)
Lineage: Eukaryota; Metazoa; Chordata; Actinopteri; Scombriformes; Scombridae
Product: obg-like ATPase 1
Exons: 11
Coding region: 1-1194 (397 amino acids)
Cellular component (GO): cytoplasm
Molecular function (GO): GTP binding; ATP hydrolysis activity; ATP binding
Source: RefSeq, a predicted model, not a curated record
AUGGCUCCGAAGAAGGGAAAGGGAAAUGAUGUACCAAAGCCACCACCACUGAUUGGAAGGUUUGGCACAUCACUGAAAAUAGGGAUUGUCGGCCUUCCCAAUGUAGGGAAGUCAACCUUUUUCAACGUGCUGACAAAGAGUCAGGCAGCAGCUGAAAAUUUCCCCUUCUGCACCAUUGACCCAAAUGAAAGCAGAGUGCCCAUUCCAGAUGAACGCUAUGAUUUCCUCUGCCAAUUCCACAAACCUGCCAGCAAAAUCCCGGCGUUCCUUAAUGUUGUAGACAUUGCUGGUCUGGUGAAAGGUGCUCAUGCUGGCCAAGGCCUGGGAAAUGCCUUCCUGUCCCAUAUCAGCGCCUGCGACAGCAUCUUCCACAUGACACGUGCAUUUGACGAUGAGGAUAUCAUCCAUGUUGAGGGAACAGUGGACCCCGUGAGGGAUAUGGAGAUCGUCCACGAGGAGCUGAGGCUGAAGGAUGAGGAGAUGAUCGUCCCUAUUAUUGACAAGCUGGAGAAGACUGCCAUUAGAGGCGGUGACAAGAAACUCAAACCAGAAUACGACGUUAUGUGCAAAAUCAAGAGCUGGGUACUGGAUGAAAAGAAACACGUCCGCUAUCACGAUUGGAACGACAAGGAGAUUGAAGUGUUGAACAAAUACUUGUUUUUGACAUCCAAACCAAUGAUUUACCUCGUUAACCUCUCGGAGAAAGACUACAUCAGGAAAAAGAACAAAUGGUUGGUGAAAAUAAAGGAGUGGGUGGACAGUCACGACCCCGGGGCCUUGGUCAUCCCCUUCAGCGGCGGCCUGGAGAGCCAGCUACAGGACCAGAGUGAAGAGGAAAGACAGAAGUACUGCACAGAGCACAAGACGCAGAGCGCCCUGACCAAGAUCAUCAAGACAGGCUAUGGAGCCCUGCAACUGGAGUACUUCUUCACUGCCGGACCAGAUGAGGUCCGUGCAUGGACCAUUCGGAAAGGAACUAAGGCUCCACAGGCUGCGGGGAAGAUCCACACAGACUUUGAGAAGGGCUUCAUUAUGGCGGAAGUAAUGAAAUUCCAGGAUUUUAAAGAGGAAGGCAGCGAGAACGCUGUCAAGGCAGGGGGAAAAUACAGACAGCAGGGAAGAAACUACAUCGUUGAAGAUGGAGACAUCAUCUUUUUCAAAUUUAAUACACCAAAUGCACCAAAGAAAAAGUGACUCGGGAACAAUUCACUGGUUUACAUAACUGACUGACUGUGCGGGUCUGACACCCACUGCCACACUCUCACUUUUUGUUUUCUGUCCUGUAGGAUCAAAUCCCCCCUCUGUGCCAAAGCCCAGGUUCACUAAACUCUGACAGCUUUGCUAUUUAAGAUCAGGAUCGGCCCCCCACUCCAAAUUGUAGCAGCAUUUGAAGGAGCAUAUUACUCUCCAGAUACUUCAUUAAUCUCCAUCACGGGUGCCAGCACUGACACAGCUGACAGCGGGGACAAUGCCACCUGCUCCUCUCCCCCUUCUGCAGAUAAUGCAUGUUUUACAGUAGCCCAGAUGUCUACACUCAA